GCUUGUUGGGCGAUAAGAUGGUUUUGCAUUACAUGAUAUCGGGUGCGAAACUAUAUCUGUGGGGUUCAUCUUGUUCAUAUAGUCUUCCCUCUUCCCAACCUUCUUCGCCAACAUUUUCCCCCAUUCUUUUGGAACCUCCUUCCCUCGGUCCCCCCCUUCACCGGCCAGCAGAAUAGGGCUUCUGUGCCUGAACUGAUCCACAGUACUCCAUUCCAAUCGAUCCCGGGAGGGGGAGACACUUUCCUAUUUCUACAACCCGCAUUCACCUGCAUUCACCUGCUUUUUGAUUACCUCUAUACUUUAUAUUCAACUUCUACUUGCCCAUCCGGCCUCGCCAAUAGAGCCUGACAGUCGUUGUCGGCUUGAUUUGAGCAUUGCAUUAUGAAUCACAAUAUGAAAGACCAGGCCCUGCCACUGGGCAUCCACCGAACGGGAAGUCGACUUGGAGAACUUCUCGUGGCCGACACUCUGGUUGCGGCAGGUUCAUCGGCGCUCAUCACCCCGGCGGUGAUGAUCUUUGACAGACUCGUCGUUGAAAAGUCCUUCUACAACCAGCCCAUGUUCCCGGCAUUCCGUCGACACUUGUGGUUCUCGAUUACACAGCCAGCGACCUUUUUAACAUCUCGACCCGCCCUAUUGGUCUGGUCUCUCUAUACUGCCACCUUUGCAACCGCCAAUAUCUCCGAGACCCUGCUGAGCAAGGUCUAUCCCAAGAUCGACCAUGCGAUUGCGGGCAUGACCACCUUUGCCGCCACGUUCGUGGUCAACUCCUCCGUCGGAAUUUGGAAAGACGUGAAAUUCGCCCAACUCUUCGGCCAUAAGAAUAAUGCCCCUCCUCCUCCUCCUCCAUCAUCAUCAAUGAUGGCACCAUCACCACCAACUCCCUCCCAAUCACCAUCCACAUCUGCAUCUGCAUCUACACCAGCGUCAGCAUCAGCAUCAGCAUCAACCUCAGCAUCUCCUUCCACUACCACGCCAAAAGGCGACACCUCCCUCCCCAAAACCGCCCGUUCAAUCGGCCGCACUCGCAUCCCCCUCGCCACGUACUCCGCCUUCCUCCUCCGCGACGGCCUCACCAUCUUCGGCUCCUUCAGCCUCCCCGCCAUGCUCUCCACCGCCAUCCCAGACUCCAUCGCCUCCCAAGAAUAUCUCAAAAUCCUCAUUGCCCAACUCGCCAUCCCAGCCUCCAUCCAACUCAUCAGCACACCCAUCCACCUCUUCGGUCUAGAUCUAUACAACCGGCCCCAGUCAAUGCCGACCAAAGAGCGCAUGAGCCGGAUCAGCCGUGACUGGAUCGGCGCAUCGCUGCUCCGCAUGUGCCGUAUCAUUCCCGCCUUUGGAAUCGGCGGGUUCUUGAAUACGGAGGGCCGACUUUACUUGCAUGACCAGUUGGAUGAGAGGCGGAUCCCGGCGUGAGUGCGGAGAACUACGGGUUUAAAGUAAAAAAAAGCCACUCCUUUUGCAUAUAACAUCAGAGAGAGAGAAACAUCACAUAUAGCCAUUUGUUCCUGGAUUUUUAAAUAUAUAGAUCAAUAUACCCCCU
Messenger RNA from Penicillium brasilianum, 1543 nucleotides. Lineage: Eukaryota; Fungi; Ascomycota; Eurotiomycetes; Eurotiales; Aspergillaceae. The record is from the annotation of a GenBank genome assembly.